AUGUAUGCACGUAAAGACAUUCCGACUGUUUUGCCCGAUGCAGUUCUACGUUGCCGUAAAUUACAGGCAGCAGCUAAUGUUGAAUUAGACGCCAUGGAGAAGACGAAGUUUCGUCGGAUCAAUAAUCUCGAUUGGCAACAACAAACGUUUCAGCGAACAAUCACUGAACGACAUAAACGAUGGAGAGUGUAUGAUCGUGCAUUUCGUAUUAAAUUAAAACGAGAGCUAGGUGCUGAUUUAGCUGCAGCAUUAAGACUUCGAACACAAGAAGAAGAAGAAAAAAAACAUCUUUACGAACAAGAAUUUAUUGAAAAAGCAUGUGGAAAUCGAAAGCAAGAUGAACCAAAUAGUGACAGUGAAACUGAAUCAGACAGAAGUCCUUCUAUUUUAAUUGAACAUGUCGCUAAAUCAAACAGUGCUCAUCCAAAAUCUUUUCAACCAAAAGUGCCCAUUAUUACCGGAUCGAAAUCUGCUGUUGAUAAACGUCGUGGACAAAGUGCUGGAACGAAAGUUAGCCAUUCAGCAUCGAUAGCGAAUGAAAAACGAAAACCGUCUCCUCGACGACCACGAACAAGUCGUUUUGAUAAACAAACUCAAGAUGAUAAAGAUUCAGUUUUAGGACUAGAAAAUGACUUCGGCUCUGUUCUAUUUCGAAUAUUAUCGAAUAUUGCUGCUACACCUGAUUUAGAUGAUGAUUUUACAAUUAAAAAACGCGCAUUAGAAGCUCGUGAACGUCGACUUAUUCUUACACAAGAUGAUCGAUAUUUCAAUCUUGUUAAAGCACUAGCACCUCAGCGCUCAUCGAAAGAAAAAAAGAUUUUCGAUGCCGAUUAUGAUGCACAGAAAAUAUAUUAG
Rotaria socialis is the source of this 855-nucleotide messenger RNA. The record is from the annotation of a GenBank genome assembly. Lineage: Eukaryota; Metazoa; Rotifera; Eurotatoria; Philodinida; Philodinidae.